AUGCAACGCUCGAAUGUGACAAAACUACCUGCUAUUACGCCGCAUCAUAUUCAAUCCGAUUCUGGCAUAUCUACUCACCAAAACUCAACCCUUGUCACUUCAAACCAUCACUAUAAAAACUCUAAUCACUGUACUACAAUAGCCAAUAAUCUUGCUGUCCUUGAUCAGAUCCAUCAGUUACCAAAUGUUGAUAGUUCCACAGUCAAGCAUCUUGUAGAUGCGUAUCGUGGUUUGGUACACAUUACUCCAAAAAGCACAGCUUACUCCUCUCAUCCAACACGUGUCACACACAACCCUCAGUAUCGCCGUAUUGGUGGUGCAGUGAUUGAAAGCAAUCACAAGUAUUGGCAGCAAGGUGUAGGCUCGAUUUUACGUCAAAAAGACAUGACAAGCAUUUUAAAUGGAGAUGCUUCGUUUGGAUAUUUGACAGAAUGUGGAACCAAUCGAGAUUUAAUUUUGCCUGGAAUUCAAUCAUCUAAUAGGGGGAGACUAUGCACCAGAUUGCAUGAUCGAACUCGUAGCGAACCACUAUCAAGUGGAGAAAAGAUAUUGCAUGAAGCAGUAACAGAAAAUAAGGACGUUUUGAAUCAGCCUGAUAUUCGCAAGCGACACCAUUCCCAUCAUCAUAAACAUGUUUAUAAAAAAACAGGCUAUAGAUCUGAAACCUUGAAUUCGGUGGACGAAAAGGCUCUACAGCAUUCCAAUUCAUCCCAGUCAACGAAUAAACAUGAUUGCCAACAAUCAAGUACUUUGAAUCAAAGUAAACGCACUAAUCCAUCAAAUUUAAACAAUUCCCUGCUUGAUUCAACCAACUCUCAAUCCAUCAACAUUUCAUUUCACAAAUCUCGAACACGUCGGGAAUCAUGCAAACCAGAUCAAGAAACAAACAUAUCAAAAGAAAGUCUUUUACACGAACAAGAAGUCAAUGAGAAUGAUAUGUCAAGCAAUACAACCGAAAAUUCAAGCAUUAUGUCGGCUGCAGAAUCUAUAUCGGAUUUAAUGACUCGACAAUCUUUAAUCCAAUCUGAUUAUUACUCUGCAUCAGUCACAUUGGAUCAGACAACAGUUAAUCAGCUUAAAAAGGAUGAUCAAUCUUUUAGUUUAAAUGGAACUAUUGUGAAUCCAAUAUUUACUAGACGGAAUCUAUCUAUACUGAAAAGUGAAAUUUAUCUACCAUCAGAUAUAUCACCUGCGUGCUUUUUAUGGAAAUAUGCAAUUCGUAGUGCACUGGAUCAGUUAAAAUCGGCUGAUUUUUCUACUCUAGUGCAAAGACAUCAGCAAAAAUUCAAAAGUAGUAAACCCGAGGCCGUUGCUACAAUAAUUCCAAGCAUUCCAUAUAAACCAGAUACUCAGCCUGAAUUAGAUCCGAGGCAAAAUAUGAAACCGCAUGAUUCACCAAAGCAAAUUAUUGCGGCUAUGCAAAUCCAUCGUAUUCUUCAAAUGCAUGCUGGUAUUCGCAAAGAACAAGAUAUAGACACGUUGGAUACGCUACUUGGUGCAAUUCCAUGCUUUUCAAAACUUUCAACUUCAAUUCGUAUGCUUCUUUUUUCAAAAUCUCGGUUUGAACGUCAUUCAAAAUCAACUAGAAUUAUUUCUAAAGGUCAUACGACAUCUACCAUGUAUAUUGUGCUUUUGGGUGAAUGUCGACAACAUCAAGAUAUGUCCUCCAAAUCAAUGUAUCUCAAACAGCAAGGCGGUAUGAUGUCAUUUACUGCUGGAAUGUCAUUUGGAGAAUUUACUAAUCAAACGGGACCAAGGUUGAAUUCUGUGACAUGCACUGUAUUGAGCGAAGUGAUGGCGAUUGAUAAAUCAGACUGGAUACAAGCAAUGAAAGAAGCAAAAAGCAUCGAGUCGUAUGAAGUCAACGUGUUGGCUGCUGUACCGCUACUAUCCAAAGUGCCUAGACCAAUACUUGGCCAGAUCGGCUUUAAAUGUGUUUUACGAAAAUUUCUUGCCAAUUCAGAUAUUAGUUUAGCGGGAGAUAUUAGUAGCAACCUAUUUUUUAUUCUCAAGGGAAAAUGUAAGAUCAAGUAUCAAGUUCCAUUUGUGAAAACACGCACAGCACUAUCAACCGAGUUCAAGCAUAAAUAUGUGUUGCAAGCAUAUCGUGGUCAGAAGCUUGAAACUGAAGUUGAUGAAAUGGUUUAUGAGAUGGAGAAUGUGGGUGAGCUUUAUAGCGGUGACUACUUUCCACAACUUGGUAAAAAUCAGAUGAAUCAAUUGCAACUUGAGCAAAUAUUCAACCCGACAGUCUGCAAGCCUUUAGUUUUAUCAGAAAGUGUUUCUGGUAAUAUGGAUAGUAGGAUUCCAUCGUCCGUUGAAUUUGCAGAGAAACUUGAAAAACUUUCGCCAUGGCUACUAUUGCAACCACCCAUCAAUCUAUACACUAUUGUAUCAACAGACGUGGUUGAAUGUGUUAUGAUUCCCAGAUCAGAUAUUAUUGCCCAUCUCCCGUUUGAAACGAUCCGCCAACUCAUAAGUAGAGAAAAGAUUAUGUUUCCUUCUGAAAUAGUACUAAAUGAGGCACAGGAUAAAUAUUUGACGCACAAUGGCUGGUGGACAACAGACGAAGAUAUUAUUUUAACCAAGCUAAAUGCAGAGAUGACUCGAGAUCGAGUAGAGAAUCUCAAAAGUAUAGCUAUUGUCCCCAAGAUUGGACUUGUUUCAACUUUACUAUAA
Batrachochytrium dendrobatidis JAM81 is the source of this 2679-nucleotide messenger RNA. RefSeq lists its product as uncharacterized. The record is from RefSeq and is a predicted model, not a curated record. The transcript is spliced from 3 exons. The coding region runs from base 1 to 2679 and encodes 892 amino acids. Lineage: Eukaryota; Fungi; Chytridiomycota; Chytridiomycetes; Rhizophydiales.